AUGAGUAACAGUCAGAAACCUCCGAGUUUACAGCCGAAUGAGAUCAUUAAGAGAACAAAACCGGAUUACAACUGGAAAGUUAUUGUAGAGCUCGGCAAAGGUGGAUAUGGUACUGUGAACAAAGUUAUCAAGGUCAAUGAGGAAGGUUUCGCAAUUGAUGAUAAAGAGUAUGCCAUGAAGACAGAACAGAAGUUCGCCAGCAAACAUUCAUCUCGAUUGAAAAUCGAACGAAAUGUAAUGGCAUCGUACUCAAAAUGUGAUGCCCAAUGCAAGGAGCACUUUCCCGAGCUCAUUGAUUUUGGUCAAUCACCGGUUUGGAAGUGGAUUGUGAUGACGAUUGUCGGACCAUCUUUGGAAGAAUUAAAGAUGAAGUACAAACCAUCUGACAUCCCACCGUCGACAAUUCUCCAAUGUGGGCUCCAGACAAUGAAGGCAAUUCACGACUUUCACCAAAUCGGGUUCCUUCAUCGAGACAUCAAACCAGCCAAUUACUGUAUCGGCUAUGGAUCCAAAAGCGAAACAAUUUAUGUACUCGAUUUUGGACUCGCCAGAAAGUAUCGUCUCCCCGAAUGGUCAAGUUCGUCCACCACGGCCAAAGACUAAAAUGAUUGGAACUCCGAGGUACUGUUCAAGAGCAUCACAUCGAUGUGAAGAACUUGGUCGGAGAGAUGAUUAUGAAAGUUGGUUCUUUAUGUUCAUUGAUCUUGUCGACACCACAUUGAUUGAUUGGAAAGGACUCACUCGUCCAGAUGCCUAUGCAAAGAAGCAGGAAUUGUUCACCAAAUUGAAAACAUAUGAAAAAGAACCGAUGUUCAAGGUGAUUUCCAUCUACUUAGACACUUUGGUCUACGAUUCGGAUGUUAAAUUCGGUUUUCUACGGGAUGCUAUCACGGACUACGCACGAAGCUGCAAGUUGACUCUGAAAGAACCAUUGGUUUGGUUCAAGGAACGGAAUGAUAAUGAAUCUGGAUCGACACCAACUACUUCUGCCACCGCCUGCUCACCAUCAUCUAGUACUGGAACUGGAACAGGAACAGGAGUUUCGAAAAUUGCAUCCAAUAUUGAUCAAAAAUCAAUUGCAUCGGAUCGAAAUGAGGAGAACUCGCUGGAUGGUAGUAAAACUGGAACAUGGAAGAGCACCAAAACGAGAAACAAGAAGCCUUCUAGAAAAUAAAG
Messenger RNA from Caenorhabditis elegans, 1176 nucleotides. The record is from the annotation of a RefSeq genome assembly. NCBI's taxonomy places the organism in Eukaryota, Metazoa, Nematoda, Chromadorea, Rhabditida, Rhabditidae.